Molecule: messenger RNA, 3835 nt
Organism: Melanotaenia boesemani (Boeseman's rainbowfish)
Lineage: Eukaryota; Metazoa; Chordata; Actinopteri; Atheriniformes; Melanotaeniidae
Gene: abhd17b
Product: abhydrolase domain containing 17B, depalmitoylase
Exons: 4
Coding region: 715-1638 (307 amino acids)
Biological process (GO): protein depalmitoylation
Cellular component (GO): plasma membrane; endosome membrane
Molecular function (GO): palmitoyl-(protein) hydrolase activity
Source: RefSeq, a predicted model, not a curated record
UAAAUAAAGAACACAUUUUUUUGGGGGGGGGUUGUUGGCUAAUUAGUCCAUUAAAAAAAACGAAAUUCUUGUUAUACACAAAGGAAGUUUAACUCCCUGUAGACCAAAUUCGCUGUAAUCUCGAUUAACACAUUGCUACAUCCACCAGCAUUCAAUGUGAACUACCCUGUCUUCAUCUCCGCGAGGUUUGGGAUGAUUUUAGAAAUAUUGGGCUAUUGGAACACACUACAGCGCACUCCUUUGGGAUGCUCAGUAUCAACAAGAUGCUGAACUGGCAUCACACAGUCUGAAUGGCUUGCUUUAUUUUUUAUUUAUUUCAAGUGACUUUAGAGUCGCUUUAAAUUGUCUUUGGUGCAGCUAGUUGUUUAUAUGGGCUGAUUCAACGGACAGUUAAGUAGAGUGGGAACAUCUGUGCGUAAUUUAGACCCAAUAAGUGAUUUUUAGGUUUGAUGUUAGUUAUCUGAGAGGUCCAUCGACAGUAGCUAAUUUAAACCCUUAACAAAAAGGAUCAAUUUUAAAGAAGACCAUCACAAGCUUAUUGAAAUACAGCGAUGAAAUGGGUCAAGUAUGGACAAAUAGGAAAGGAUGAAAAUGGCUAAAAAUGUGUUGAGUGCAACUAGGAAAAUAUUGUGAGUUCUGACAAGUGGACUUCUAAGAGUUCACCAGCAAAUCUGUUCUUCCUCAUAUUUUUAAUAGUUUAGCUUUGUGGAGGACAUGGCUGCCAGACAUUGCCAAGGUUCAUCAUUCUUAUUUGUACAGAAUGAUUUAAAGAUGAACCACUUAUCCCUCAGCGAGCUUUGUUGCCUGUUCUGCUGUCCACCGUGCCCCAGCAAGAUUGCCUCCAAGCUGGCCUUCCUGCCCCCAGAGCCGACCUACAGCCUCAUGUGUGAUGAGAGUGGCAGCAGAUGGACCCUUCAUCUCUCUGAGCGAGCUGACUGGCAGUACUCGGCUCGUGAGAAAGAUGCCAUUGAGUGUUUCAUGACACGUACUGCAAGAGGAAACCGCAUUGCCUGCAUGUUUGUCCGUUGUUCACCAAAUGCCCGCUACACUCUGUUAUUCUCUCACGGGAACGCGGUGGACCUGGGCCAGAUGAGCAGCUUCUACAUUGGCCUAGGCUCACGGAUCAACUGCAAUGUCUUCUCCUACGACUACUCUGGUUAUGGGGCCAGUUCUGGGAAACCCUCAGAGAAGAACCUUUAUGCAGAUGUAGAUGCUGCCUGGCAGGCACUCCGCUCACGGUAUGGCAUCCGUCCAGAGAGCGUGAUUGUGUAUGGUCAGAGCAUUGGCACCGUGCCAUCUGUGGACCUGGCUUCUCGCUAUGAGAGUGCUGCAGUCAUCCUCCACUCGCCACUCACCUCUGGCAUGAGAGUGGCUUUCCCUGAAACCAAGAAGACCUACUGCUUUGAUGCUUUUCCAAACAUUGACAAGAUUUCCAAGGUGACGUCACCUGUCCUUGUGAUCCACGGCACAGAGGAUGAGGUCAUUGACUUCUCCCAUGGCCUGGCACUGUAUGAACGCUGCCAGCGCCCUGUGGAGCCCCUCUGGGUGGAAGGGGCUGGACACAACGACGUGGAGCUCUAUGGACAGUACCUGGAAAGACUCAAACAGUUUGUUGCACAUGAGCUGGUUAACUUGUAGAGGAAGAGGAAAUAAGGGGGAGAGGGAAGACGAGAAGAGAGCAUUGGCUGUCAGGAGAGGCUGAAUAAUGGACAAGGGGUACAGCUUUCCUUUGUUUUUUAUCAUUAAGUAAUCGAGUGAGAAUUAGUGCCAUCUGUGUAGGGUUGACUUCUCAUUAUCGGGCACCUCUCCCCCUUGGCACUCCAGUUUGCACCAGGGCUGUCUGUGCUGUCCACUCCACUCCACUCCUUGCAGCUGUGAACCUAGAAAAACUUAAAACUUUGUUUUGCUUUUUAGAUAAUCUUUUGUUGAACAUUGCACAUUUUGGGUAUGAAAGUAGACAAGUGUACUGAAACAUACAAUGAGUACAUGCAGUAAUAACCAUGUGUGAAUGUUUUCUCUUUUCUUCUAUAUGUUUUGCUGCCUUUUGAGAAUAUGUCCCAUGGUCCUAAAUGACACAUUAGUCAGCUUAAAUGCCAAACAGGCGCUCUAAACCAACUUAACCCCAUUUGACAGAGGUCAGGUUUGUUCCAACACACUGCAUACAUCAUGCUUUCUUUUUUGUUUGUUUUCUUUUUUUUUUUCUUCAUUUGAUUACUGUUUUUAUGUUUUUUUAAUAUGUGAUAUUUGCACUUAUCAGUUGUCACUAAAGAACUGUACAAGACAAACUGAAAUAUUACCUAGCUGUGCCAGUGUUGCCAAAUGUUUGAUUUAAUAUAUUGCAGAGACUAACGCACACAUAAAAAGUGUACUUUUACAUAUAACACCCUGAAAAAUUCCAAAUCUCUUAGUUCUUUUAAGUCUCCAUCUUGGUUUAGUUUUAAGUGGAACAGUUAAAUGUUAAACAUGUAAGAAUAUAAUGGGUUCAGUCAGUAGCUGACUGAAAGGCUGAGUCUAUAUGUUGUCACUCAGUAAAGUGUGGGUUGAUUGGUAGCUAAUAACGCUGUCACUUUUGACACAUCCACACGGUAAUACCAGUAUCGCCGUGCUGUAAUUGAUGAGCUCAGUGUUUUAGAAAAUUCUGGGGACUUCAUUUUGGAGUGUACGGUUUUAGGAAAUGACAGGUAUUCACGUAGAUGUAGUGACAGUUACGAAGCCCACUUUUGAUGGUGGUGUUCUGCCUUUGAGUCUAAAUAUAUAAAGUAACUGUGUGUAGUAAUGAGAGAUCUUCCUUAUUUACUCAUAUCGGAUCUUUCUAGAUGUAUCUUUUUGUAUGAUUAAAAGCAAUUACUGUGACAGCAUCAAGCUGUCGAUGUUCUGAGACUUAAACCACUAAUGCCAAUCAGGAUGAGCGGCAAACAUAAUCGCUGCUUGUAUAGAUUUUAUUUUGUUUAUUUCUUUUUCCAUUAAGCAAUCUAUUUAAGACAAAUGACAGUGGGGUAUUUUAAGUUACAUUUUUUUCUUCCUUCAGCAUAUUUAUACAUAGAUAAAUUCUGCAGACAUGGUUCCUGACUCACACACUGGGACAAUGAGCUUACUGGUUCAGCAUCACAGACAAAAUGUUUUCUUUUUGUCCCAACUUUGUCUUUGUCAACAUGAUAUUUCUGAAUCCAUUGUUAUGACUAUUUGCCCUUUAAUGCUGAGGGAGGCUAAACAAAGCAGUAGCUGCUGUAUGUGCCCUGAAAAGUAAAUUUCCAUGUGCUGCUGCAUGCCAUGAACAUGGUUUUUUCCAACAAUGAAUUUCUUAAAUAUCAAUAAUAUUCCUCAUGGACAUUUUUUACACCUGUUUCAAACUCAAGCAUGUGUCUGUAUGUGGAGUCAUUUUGUGAUCACUAACCACCAAACCAAUGGGUGCUACUGUAAACCUUCAGGUCUGUUUAGUUGUGGUUGAAAGGAAGAGAGAUGGCUUGUUAGACUGGUAAGUUUUUUUUUUUUUUUUUUUUGUCAGAUACUUUUUUUUUGUUUAUUUAAAUGAUCCCAAGUCAUAAAUAGUUUUUUUUAUAAACCUUUUUAAAAUGCUUAGUAAGAAUAUUUAUAGUUUCAUUUUCUCUCACAAGCUUUUGUCAUGUUUGACUUUUUUUUUUCUUCUUUUUUUCCCUGUAACUCUUGAUUUUACAACAAGUAUACCUAGAUAGACCAUAAUAAAGACAUCCUUUUUGUACUGGCUACCAUGAGAAGUGUCAUCUCUGGUUAUAUUAUUUUGUAUAGCAGAUUUCAGUAAGAAAGAACUUGUAUGUCUUAAUCUAACAGUGAAAAUAAAAUGAUAUUUAAGAAAUGA